Molecule: messenger RNA, 711 nt
Organism: Owenia fusiformis
Lineage: Eukaryota; Metazoa; Annelida; Polychaeta; Sabellida; Oweniidae
Source: the annotation of a GenBank genome assembly
UGUUGCAAUAGUUUGCAAUUUGGUAUUUCCAAAUGCUUUCACAAUCGUAUGGGAGCAUCCAUGUUGUCUUCUUGAAAUCACAUCGAGGCUCUCUGAAACCGAGGUUGGGGAAUUCCCUUGGAAAACCCCUCAAAAUUUGAAGUUACUCCAGCCAAGAUUAGUUGUAAUGGGCGACACAAACCCAAGCGGUGGUAUCACAUUGACCAUAAGACUGAUCAGAUCCUUCGAACAUCGCAACAUAAAGCAUCUUGUCUGUCACAAUAUAGACACAAGCAGCACCAUUGAGGAACUAAUGGAAUUGAUAAAUAAAGAUCUGAAGACUAAGCCUGGGCUGCCACCACCUUUUAGAACAUUUACAUUUGAUACUUUGAAGAUAGAACACAAGGCUCAUGGUGCAAAGACCAGUGAUCCAAUAAUCAACAGAGACAAUGAUGAAAUGAUCUUAAAGAAGGGCAGUACUAUUGUAGAGUCUGGGAUAGAAAAUGAGACAGAACUGUCCUAUUUCAAGUUGGAGGAUUAUGAGAGAUACAAACAAAACCCUGAAGUUAUAUGGAAGCAAUGACAAUGCAAAGAUUAAUAAAAUGGAUGAUGUGCAAAAAGAUUAUGUGCUCUACAAUAACAUAUAUUGUUUAACCCAUGGAUGGAAUACAAUGACAAAGAUUAUGUGCUCAACAAACAAUAACAAAGAUUGUUUGCCCCAUUGUGGAAUAU